Molecule: messenger RNA, 2400 nt
Organism: Zootoca vivipara (common lizard)
Lineage: Eukaryota; Metazoa; Chordata; Lepidosauria; Squamata; Lacertidae
Source: RefSeq, a predicted model, not a curated record
CUUUCUACAAGAUAAAAGAGAGAGAGAGAUCUUCGCCCCAGUAAGAAAAAGAAGCUGUAGAAGCAGAUUGACACACACCCCUUACUCACUCUUUGCAAUACUCCACUCAUUUCCUCAUCUGCCUUCCUGUUCUUUUAAAGAGGCCCAGCGGGGAGGGCAAAAGAGGAAAGAAAAAAACGUUCUCACCUGAAGAAAGGACAGAGACAAUACAGUACUAUUUGGGGGGAAAGAUCGUGGAAUCUGCUUACUAAGGAGGGGUAGCUCUCUGUCUACACUCGCAACUUCCUCCUUGGGUGUUUGGAUGUGCCCUUAAAGGGUGAAGACGCGAAGCUGCUGGCAUUUCCUCUCUUGCUGGGAGCCCUGGCAAAGGAGCUUGCAAUCAGUUACCUGGGGAUGACAACAGGAGGGAAGAGCUCAUGGCUGAGACUGGUGCAGAGCAUCCAAGUUUGAUGCCCAUUCUUGCCGCUGCCCAGCUUUCUCCCGUUGACUGCCACUCUUGCCAUUCCCUCUGCCAUGUUGUCCGCCUCACACUGGAAGAGCCUCCGUCAGACGUUAAUGGUGCUGUUCACCGCCACAAUUCUCAUUGGAAUCACCAUGCUGGCCCUCUCUACUGACAUCAACCCUGUUGGAUUUUUCUUCAUUGCAGUGGGGGGUCUGUGUUUGGUUGGCUACCUCAUUAGUUUGGCCGUGGAGCUCUACCUGAAGCAACGCAAUCCAGCGGAAGAAAAUAAUCCAGGCUCACGGAGACAAAGCCAGGCUGGCACAGUCAAUGAGGCCUAUGAGGCACCAGCAUAUGAGGAGGUGGUGACUACUGGCUACGUAUCAGGACCAACCAUCUGGACCAUCACAUCCAGUCCAGGGACAAUGCCAGUGGAGCCCCCUCCGUACAGCGUGGUCAUUGAGCCUCCUGCCCACGGAGAGACUGUGGUCGAGGCGUUCAGUGUCUCGGUGGCACCAGGCCCACGGCGUGCCUCGGAGGCAGAUCUGCAGUCCAGGUUCCGCCUCAGGUUGCUCAGGCCGCCGAAACUGCAGCGAUUUGUCUCGGAUACCCACGAACUCAAAGGUGUUGAAGAGCGGGCAGAACGCCCGGAGCCCCUCACACCCCCUCCUGCCUAUGAGAACGCGACGGUGGAGGAGAUCUUUGAAGAAGAAUUUGAGCCCUCCAGGCUAUGAGAACGGGGCACCGUGGACACUUUUUCGUCAGACUUUUUUCAGUGGCUGUCCUGUUGCAAUCCAUACGGUAUGAGAAUCAUGGCCUGUGUGCAGGAUGUUAGCUGCUGUACCUGCUUUUUACCGGUAAGAACUCUCCUGAGAAAUGUGCACAUACAGGUCUGAAUUUCUCAUGGGAAAUAAAAAUAUACAGUAUAUAAAAAAAAUGAACUUGUUUUUUUCUGACAUUUCCAGAAUGUUCUUGGACUUAACAGUAUAGGCUGCUCGGAACCUGGUUUUGAAGAAGGCUGGACUGGUUGGUGUAAUGAUUGCUGCUUUAAAAAAAAAAAAAAAACACACCUGAAACCAAAUAAACUGAGAUGGCAAAUCUGGGAUCAAAACUACAAACCACAUCUUAAUGUUUUCCAAAACCUGUUUAAAAGCUUUGAGUCUGAGAGUUAGCAAACUGAGAUUAUUAAGGAAUCCAGCUUCUGAAAAUAGCACUUACUCAAUCCAUAUUUCUUUAUUGUGGAACAAACUGCAUAUUAUGGUACAGAACAGUGAAUUUGUAGGUAUGUAAAAUCAUAAACAUUGAUUUACAAUUGAAUAACGUUGCUGAGACAUGCAAUUGCUUCCUGCCCUUUUAAGAAACAUACUAGCUGAUUACCAAGGAAUUCUGUAAUGAAAGAAUAUAUGAAAUUAUUUGAUCACAGAAAAUCUAUUGCAGCCAGGAUACAGACUGAUGGAUGUCAUAGUCUUUUCCUCAACAUUGCAAACAGUAUAACUUUAAGAAACUUGAAAACAGGACAAUCUGUAUAACAGCUGUGUUUAUUGUCCAACCUAUCAUGUACGCUACUGGGUGUCAAAAACAGAUGACAGGCCAAGGGAUAGGAGAAUAUGGAAACCUGGAAAUGGAAUGCUUAAUGAGUAAAGAUGAGCAUGUUUCUGUAUUUAGUCAUCUGAAACUGGGUCCAGACUGGAUGGAAAUAGGGCCGACCCAGUCUGGAGGUAAACUGAGACUAUUCUCCCAGGUUACAGGGUGUAGGUGAAUCCACUUCCAGAUGUGGAAGAAAAUUCCAUUGAUAUCCAAGGGAUUUACUGUUGAUUUUAAUCAUCUUUUAAAUGUUUUUAAGUAUCUGUUUUUAUCAAUAAUUUAAGUAUUUUAUAUUAUAUUUUUGUACACUGCUUAGAGAUUUUCUUACGAUAAGUGGUAUGUAAAUUUUAUUAAAUAAAGGAAAUGUUGUUCUACCA